Messenger RNA from Pseudocercospora fijiensis CIRAD86, 384 nucleotides. RefSeq lists its product as uncharacterized. Lineage: Eukaryota; Fungi; Ascomycota; Dothideomycetes; Mycosphaerellales; Mycosphaerellaceae. The record is from RefSeq and is a predicted model, not a curated record. The annotation marks the transcript as partial. The transcript has 2 exons.
CCGUCCAUCAGGGCACCGAUCACAGUCGACUAUGGCAUCAGCGUGCGUAUAGCGGCAUCGGCAUUCCUGAAUCGUAGCUGCUGGAUCUCAGACAGUCCGCUCCAUCCAGUCACUAUCGGCGAACGAGUGGCAUUAGGCGUAGGCGUACACAUAUAUGGAGCGCACCCAGUAGUCUACGAGGAACGAACGUGCCGGCAAGGACCGAGUGUGGCAGGACCAGUAGUGAUUGAGGAUGAUGUUCAUAUUGGCAGCUAUGCUGUGAUCAUGCCGGGUGUCACCAUCGGACGAGGGGCCGUAAUCGCAGGCUCCGCCGUAGUAACGAGAAAUGUGCCGGCACACUGUCUCGUUGAUGGAAGCCCCGCGCGUGUCGCCCGAAAGCUGAGA